This is a messenger RNA of Strongylocentrotus purpuratus (purple sea urchin), 1642 nucleotides long. RefSeq names its product ribosome biogenesis protein TSR3 homolog (gene tsr3). The transcript is spliced from 5 exons. Gene Ontology annotation, biological process: maturation of SSU-rRNA. NCBI's taxonomy places the organism in Eukaryota, Metazoa, Echinodermata, Echinoidea, Camarodonta, Strongylocentrotidae. The coding region runs from base 374 to 1591 and encodes 405 amino acids. Gene Ontology annotation, molecular function: rRNA small subunit aminocarboxypropyltransferase activity. The record is from RefSeq and is a predicted model, not a curated record.
UUAGAUAAGGAGCCUGCGCUGCAUGAUAGGAGCGGCCGAAGUUCCUGCUCGGUAAAAAUAAAAAUAAAAACCUCGACCCUGGGUAUAGUUGACACAUUGUAUUAUAAGGCCGAGGCCGAGAUGUCACGAAUCCUCUCUACUCUCUACACAACCAGCCAGCGGGAGCUCAGCCGAGAUCCUGCCCUAGCUGUGGGACUAGACUCGACUGGAUAUCGGAGUACCGCGCCGCAACUUGCGUGAUCGUGAAUUAUUCGGUGGGACAACAGUGCUGUAGGUCUAGGCUAUGUGCAGGAAUUUAGACGUUCAAUCACUUUAAUAUCCCCCCAAAAUCACCUUGAAAGAAAGUAAACUUCAUCUUGAUUUUAUUAUCAUCAUGGGACGGAAGAAGGGACAAGGAAAAAAGGAUCAUGGACAUGGAAAAGGAGGAAAGCAGAAUCAUGGCAAACAGCACAAAUUCUUUAAAAUUGGAGGUGCUCCUGAAGAAGGAGCAUCUCUACCAGGGGCAUCCAAUCAUGAAGGAGACGAAGCCGAGGAAGAACCAGAACAUCUCAAGAUCCCCAUUCCUCUGGCAAUGUGGGACCUUCAGCACUGUGACCCCAAGAAGUGUACAGGUCGUAAGCUGGCCAGGAAGCGUCUUCUAAGGACCCUGAAGCUCUCUCAGCGCUUUGAUGGGGUCAUCCUAUCUCCAAUGGGUACCAACUGUGUCUCACCCCAAGAUAGGUCAAUAGUCGAGCACCAUGGCGUGGCUGUAAUAGACUGCUCAUGGGCCAGACUGGACGAGACACCUUUCUCCAAGAUGAGGGGGAGUUUUCCACGUCUUCUGCCAUACUUGGUGGCUGCCAACCCAAUCAACUAUGGGAAGCCUUGCCAGCUGAGCUGCGUAGAAGCACUGGCUGCUGCCCUCUAUAUAACAGGGUUCCAGGAGUAUGCGCUUUGUCUCCUGGAGCGGUUCAAGUGGGGUCCAGUCUUCAUUGAUAUCAACCGGGAGCUAUUGAACAACUACGCUGCCUGCAAGGAUGGUGCAGACGUGGUCAAGGCCCAGCAGAGAUGGAUGACACAACUCAAGCAGGAAAAGGAGAGAAGAAAUCUAAUUGAUCCUAUGGACAUUGACAUGAGCAGGACAACGUACAACAUGAAUCGGCAACCAGACUACGACAUGCCUUCCUCUGAGGAGGACGAUGCAGAAGAUUCUGAUGAUGGGGAUGAUGAAGAAGGUGGCAAGGAUGUCAGGACAGAGGAGGAGGAAAGUGAAGAAGAAGAGGAUGAAGAAGAGCCAGAGGAGUUGCUUCAGCAGCGCAACUAUGACAUGCCGGAUUUGGAGUCGUCUGGCGAAAGUGGCUGUGAAGAGAUUUUGGAUACGGACUUGAUGAACGGAGACGGCUCGCAAGAAAUGAAUAUCUCGUCCGCGCAAGGCUCCAAUGCCCGGCAGGAAAAUGUUGAACGCAUGAAUGUAGAAACUGAAUUAUCCAAGACGUCUACAGAUCAGAGAACUUGUAUGAAGGAAGACGAUCAUAUAUGCGACGAAAGAGAUAUUGCGACAGAAUGUGAUGGGGUUAGCACUGGACUCACAAAACUAGAUAUGAAUAGUUGAUGUUAUUUUAUGUUACAGAGAAUUUACUCUAUCAGUAAGUACGUGCCUUUU